GCUCAGCCUAGAGUCUAGGCUGGAUGCUCAGUGUCCAGAGCAGGCUUUCAUGCCGAGGCGCUAGCUGUGGCUCUGGAGGUCAGAACAGGCUUGCUAUUCGAGGUUUUGGAAGUUUGGUGAGGUUUUAGGGAAAGAUCAUGGCUUCAAGCAUGUCAGAGGAGUGCUCUGACGAGGCAUUGGAAGGAGAGGUGUCCAGUCCAUCUCAAGAAUCAUCUGAGCCCCAUACCAGCAGUGGGCAGCACAUUCCUGCUAGUUCUUCCUCAGAUCUGUCUCCUCAGGAAGAGGGGGCUCUGGGGUCAGACAGUGAAUCACAGGCAGCUGACUCUGAAUCUGCGAGUCCUGAGGUUGUAACUUAUGAUGCCCAGGGUAGGCGGGUGGUCAAGAGACACCGUCCAGGGACUCGGGAGGCAGCCAACAAGCGAGCAAACUCUGGGAACCAGCACGAUGGGUCCCCUGACUCCGGUGGAGCUGGUGAAAGGGGGAGCAGGCAGUCCGAAGAUGAAUCAGACGGUCACAGGGAAGCAAGGGCAGUUGAAGCUGAACAGCGUGCAAGGGCAGAGGCGGUCAGGGCUGCGGCCACAGCGGCUGCCAUGGCAGACUACUUUGAGGGGGGCGAGCCUUGCUCUGAUGAAGGUUCAGAUGGGGAAGAAAAUUUUGCGGAACCGAGGCCGACGAGGUGGAGACAGCGUACAGCUGCGGCUUACGACCAGUACAAGGAGCAGCGUCCAUGGCUUGCGCGAGAGAUGCUGAGAGCGCAUGCUGUCCCAGAGGGGUGUAAGAACCGCGUUCUCCAGGGGUGUCCGGCGUUUGUGCAGCUAGGCUUUUGGCCGGGCACUGUGGCAAAGCUCAGGACUGUGUACGAGAUCGGGAUGCUGGAGCACUGGGCGACGGCAAGCAAGGCAAUGCCUGGCUCCUCCCUAUCAGCCUUCGUGGGGGUGCUUGAGGAGACCGGAAGAAGGCAGGGCAGGGAUGCUCCGAUCAACCGCCACACCAUGUCGCUGGCCUUUGGGGAGUUCAAGUUCGCGCGCUUCGAGCUGAAGUAUCUCAACGCUCACCGCUCCGGUCUAGACUGCCCGGCGUGCCACAGGCAUCCGCACUCGUGCAUGUGCGACGGGAACCACAAGCUCUACCGGUGGGAUCGCGCCUACGAGGUGUUUCGCCAGUGCUACUACGGUGACCUCCUUCUCUACAGUGAUGCAGACGUGCAACAGAGUCUGGCUCACUUGGACCUAGCCAUGGGCAGCCGGCCCCGUGAUACAUGCUGCGGAACCGGGGAGUGGAAAGCGGCCAGGGACUCGAAGAGUGCCAUCCGGGGUCAAGCAGAGACCGGGUGUGUACUAUGCGGGUGUCGCCACCAGUUUGCGAUGAAGGGCGUGAACAUGCAAUACAGCGGCGAGCGCUACGGAUAUGCCUACUUCCUGGACCGCCACUUUCUGCAGCAGAAGGGGGUGAAGUUUAUCUACCAGGACAUCAUUUGCAAGUACUUCCCCUGGCGGGAGAAGGUGCGAGAGAAGAUGGGGCACGGGGACGGUGGCGGUAUUCGGCCUGCCCUGAAUCUUAUGCAUGGAAAGCUCCAUUCGUGGGAGUGCCAGGUACUCUUUGGAGGACUUUGGCAGGACGGUGCGGGCGCGGGCUCUGGCGAAGACAUGGAACUCCUCUUCUCCUACCUCUCACGACUCGGCAUCAUCACAAAGCUGAUGGGAGCAGCAAGACGAGCCGAGGCGAUCACCGAAGCAGCCUUGUACUACAACGAGGAGAAGCUCCGGCAUCUGGCACAGUCGUUGGCAAGGAGGUACGAGGAGUGUCUCAAGCGACUAGGCGAUGCGGCCGUAGCGCUGGAAACCGCUUGCCGCGACAUACUCGGUGUGCCGGCUGGUGAGGUGCCGCUAGAGCAAUUCGAGGAGUGGAAGGCGGGGGUGCAGGAAGCUGCUCGGCGGAAGCUAGACCGGACGCUCCAUCAAAGGUCAGACGGGGUUGAGUACUUCGCCCUGUACACCGAGUUGGAACUUGCACGGGGGCUGGAAGAAAUCGCGGAUUCGGAAUCAUUUUCGGAUGGUGCUUUGUGCUCGGAGAAGGUACAGUCAGUUCAGCAGCUUACAGCGGAGAUGUUGAAAGACAGAGCUUCGAAAGAGAAGAAGCUGCUCGAUCUCGGGAAGAAAGUGUUUGGGGCGGACUAUGUCGAGAGGCGAGGUAGCCCCGAGCAAGAGCGCUUUCUGCGGGAAGCCAGAGUGCAGCUAGCGGAAGAGACGAUUCAACAGCUGCAAAUUGACCUCGAAGCCCAGCUCCACUCUCUUGAACGUUACAAAUUGCGGGUUUCGAAGGAGGCUGACUCGGCCAAAAUGAGGGCUUCUCUCCGAAGAAAGGAGGGCGAGAUCAAGAAGCAGAUUGUCGCUGCGGUCGGGCGGUACAACCGGCUGCUCGACCUGCAAAUCUCGCCGAAAGAGCGGGAUCGUGCUGAUGCUGAUUCUCUUCUGGCCGGCGAGGAGCUGCCUUGGUCAUUCGAGGGGUGCGUGGACCCGAGCUUCAGAGUUGGGGUUUCGAUGCAUAGGACUGUGGAGUUCAGGAAACAGCUAGAGUUAUUAGACGCUUACAAUAGGCUACGCCGCUUGGAGGAGGAAGAGCUGUUACUGAGAGCAGAAAGGGAUAAUUACCUUACUUAUUACACGGAACUCGUAGCGUCCUUAGACAUGCAGAUUGCUGAGGCUCAGGAGAGUGUUCGUAGGGCUGGUACGACUCCUCGACCAACCUUUGAGGCCGUUGCCCAGUCGGGUAGGUACGUUGCUCCCGCCACUCUUUUGUGGUCUGAUCAGGAUGCAUCAAGUGGUUUCCUUGCCAUUCUGUCGGCGGCGCGGUUCGAGGCUCUAAAGUAUUUGAGACUGGGUCGGAUACAAUUUGGUCAGGAAACAAGCACACGGGCAGCGGGCAAUGAGUCGGACGAUGUGUACGCCGAAGUAGACCCUGAAGGGUUGCCAACAGGUUUAGGAGCUGCGCCAGAACCGGAGGCGUCUUGGUCUGAAAACGUAGUGAGCCCGCUUCGGAUCUGGCUACUAGCUAGGAACCUUGACGGUCAUUUGCCCCCCGAGGUCAUAGAGAGUUUGAAUCUUGACGAUUUGAAGUGGAUGACCAACACGGAUCUGGUACACUUAGGCAUGUCGUUAGGCGCUCGGUUAAGGUUCCUAGACGCCAUUAAAACCCUUGCUUAAACCGUU
Messenger RNA from Klebsormidium nitens, 3209 nucleotides. The record is from the annotation of a GenBank genome assembly. NCBI's taxonomy places the organism in Eukaryota, Viridiplantae, Streptophyta, Klebsormidiophyceae, Klebsormidiales, Klebsormidiaceae.